Molecule: messenger RNA, 576 nt
Organism: Rhagoletis zephyria (snowberry fruit fly)
Lineage: Eukaryota; Metazoa; Arthropoda; Insecta; Diptera; Tephritidae
Product: cell wall integrity and stress response component 2-like
Source: RefSeq, a predicted model, not a curated record
AUGAUGGAUUGGAUAGCAAGCCUUAACAGCUACCUGGUCCAAUCCAUGCUAGUGUACUCGGACUGUAGCGGAACCAGCACAAACGCAAAAAGCCCGCGGGAACCACUAGCCCCAGCAGCGACAACCACCACGGCAGCGAUUGCAACCACAAGCACGACCACAACCGCAUAUCAGCGGAAGCAAAACGCGCGGCACCACAACCGCAUAUUAGCAGAAACAACACGCGGCAACCACUACACCGCCACAGCAGUGCACCACGCGCGACACCACAACCGCAUAUCAGCGGAAACAGCACGCGGCAACCCCUACGCCGCCACAGCAGCAGCUACUAAAUCCGCGCCAGCAGCGAUAACCGCCACUGAAGCGGUUGCAACUACAAGCUCAACCACAACCACCACAUCAGUGGAAGCACAACAGCCGCCAAAUCAGCGGAAGCAAAACGCGCGGCACCACAACCGCAUAUCAGCGGAAACAGCACGCGGCAACCACUACGCCGACACAGCAGCAGCUACUACGUCCGCGCCAGCAGCGGUUGCACCCACAAGCGCAACCACAGCCACCAUCGCAGCGACGUAA